AUGCAAACGACUCGUAGAGGAAAGGAGGGUAUCACUUUACAGUCUAGUUUGAAAGAGAUGAAACGACAGAAAGCUACCGUUCCUUGUUGCACACGUAGGAUGGAGACUAAAAAACAAGGUUCUUGGUCCCCCAGAAAAAUGAAAAGUGCAAUAAGGGACAUUCGUGGUGGAGCAAAGUUGAAGCCGACAGCUGCCUUGUAUGGUAUUCCUGUUAUGACAUUAUCUGAUUACUCAAAAAGGGGCAGCUAUGAUAUGAAUAAAACGGAUGGCAUAUAA
Molecule: messenger RNA, 276 nt
Organism: Acanthoscelides obtectus
Lineage: Eukaryota; Metazoa; Arthropoda; Insecta; Coleoptera; Chrysomelidae
Source: the annotation of a GenBank genome assembly